GUAUAUAUAAACCUCUCUGGAGCUCAGGCAUGAGCCAGCAAGGCCACCCAUCUGGACACCUCUCAGUACAGGAGAGCUUUCCAGAGGAAGCCUCACCCAGCCUCAGCACUGAGGUUCUUCUGUGCACGUUGCUGCAGCUUUGGCCCUGAGAUGCCAGCUGUCCAGCUGCUGCUUCUGGCCUGCCUGGUGUGGGAUGUGGGGGCCAGGACAGCGCAGCUCCGGAAAGCCAAUGACCGGAAUGGCCGAUGCCAGUAUACUUUCAGUGUGGCCAGUCCCAAUGAAUCCAGCUGCCCAGAGCAGGGCCAGGCCAUGUCAGUCAUCCAUAACCUACAGAGAGACAGCAGCACUCAGCGCUUAGACCUGGAGGCCACCAAAGCUCGGCUCAGCUCCCUGGAGAGCCUCAUUCACCAGCUGUCCUUGGACCAGGCUGCCAAGCCCCAGGAGACCCAGGACAGGCUGCAGAGGGAGCUGGUCACCCUGAAGCAGGAGCGGGACCAGCUGGAAACCCAAACCAGAGAGUUGGAGACUACCUAUAGCAACCUCCUCCAAGACAAGUCAGUUCUGGAGGAAGAGAAGAAGCGGCUGAGGCAAGAGAAUGAGAAUCUGGCCAGGAGGUUGGAAAGCAGCAGCCAGGAGGUAGCAAGGCUGAGAAGGGGCCAGUGUCCCCAGACUCGAGACACUGCUCGGGAUGUGCCAUUAGGCUCCAGAGAAGUUUCCACAUGGAAUUUGGAUACUUUGGCCUUCCAGGAACUGAAGUCUGAGCUAACUGAAGUUCCUGCUUCCCGAAUUUUGAAGGAGAGCCCAUCUGGCCAUCUCAGGAGUAGAGAAGGAGCCAAUGGAUGCGGAGAACUAGUGUGGGUAGGAGAGCCUCUCACGCUGAGAACAGCAGAAACAAUUACUGGCAAGUAUGGUGUGUGGAUGCGAGACCCCAAGCCCACCUACCCCUACACCCGGGAGACCACGUGGAGAAUUGACACGGUUGGCACAGAUGUCCGUCAGGUUUUUGAGUAUGACCUCAUCAGCCAGUUUAUGCAGGGCUACCCUUCUAAGGUUCAUGUACUGCCCAGGCCCCUGGAAAGCACGGGCGCUGUAGUGUAUGCAGGGAGCCUCUAUUUCCAGGGCGCUGAGUCCAGAACCGUCAUAAGAUAUGAGCUGAAUACCGAGACAGUGAAGGCUGAGAAGGAAAUCCCUGGAGCUGGCUACCAUGGACAGUUCCCGUAUUCUUGGGGUGGCUACACAGACAUUGACAUGGCUGUGGAUGAGUCAGGCCUCUGGGUCAUUUACAGCACUGAUGAGGCAAAAGGUGCCAUUGUCCUCUCCAAACUGAAUCCAGAGAAUCUGGAACUCGAACAAACCUGGGAGACCAACAUCCGUAAGCAGUCAGUUGCCAAUGCCUUCAUCAUCUGUGGCACCUUGUACACCAUCAGCAGCUACUCCUCAGCAGAUGCUACCGUCAACUUUGCUUAUGACACAGCCACAGGUAUCAGCAAGACCCUGACCAUCCCAUUCAAGAACCGCUACAAGUACAGCAGCAUGAUUGACUACAACCCCCUGGAGAAGAAGCUCUUCGCCUGGGACAACUUGAACAUGGUUACUUACGACAUCAGGCUCUCCAAGAUGUGAGAAGCCUCCAACACAUACCAGAAAACGCAGAAGGAGAUGCCAAGGGCUCCCGGGGGAGCAAGCUGAAGGGAGAGCCAGCCAGCCAGGACCCAAGCAGCUUUCUCUGCUUUCCAAGUUUUCAUUCAUCCAGAAGGAUGUGCAUGGUCACCAUCUGACUAUACAGGAAUUACAGUCUGAAGGCAUAGACAAUUUCAUACGAUAAUAAAUACUUUUUUCUGUCAGCAUUUAUGGGAAUGUUUAAUGAGACAGUUCGAGUUUUCUGGUGAUUUGAGGCAAAAGCUAAAAGGCAUAGUUUAUUCCUGAAAACCAUUGCUCUUGCAUGUUACAUGGUUACCACAAGCCACAAUAAAAAACAUAACUUCUAAAGGAAGCAGAAUAGCUCCUCUGGCCAGCAUUGAACAUAAGUAAGAUGCAUUUGCUACAAUUGGCUUUUAUGCUUCAGAUAGAACACAGUUGGGUCUCACAUUACCCCUUGCCUUGAGAAAUAAAAUUAUCUUACCCGA
Molecule: messenger RNA, 2126 nt
Organism: Callithrix jacchus (white-tufted-ear marmoset)
Lineage: Eukaryota; Metazoa; Chordata; Mammalia; Primates; Cebidae
Gene: MYOC
Product: myocilin
Biological process (GO): signal transduction; osteoblast differentiation
Cellular component (GO): Golgi apparatus
Source: RefSeq, a predicted model, not a curated record